Messenger RNA from Didymodactylos carnosus, 759 nucleotides. The record is from the annotation of a GenBank genome assembly. NCBI's taxonomy places the organism in Eukaryota, Metazoa, Rotifera, Eurotatoria, Philodinida, Philodinidae.
AUGUUUCGUAAUCAGUACGAUCAUGAUGUUAGCAUCUGGAGUCCACAGGGUCGUAUUUAUCAAAUUGAAUAUGCUAUGGAAGCAGUAAAACAAGGUGCAGCAACGGUUGCAGUUAAAUCCAAAACACAUGUUGUUUUAUGUGCUUUAAAGAGGGCACCAUCCGAAUUAUCAGCACAUCAAAAGAAAAUCAUGUUUAUUGAUGAUCAUAUUGGAGUAUCAAUAGCUGGAUUAGCGUCUGAUGCACGAAUAUUAUGUCGCUUCAUGCGUACUGAGUGCAUAAAUCAUCAAUAUGCAUUCGAUAAACCAAUGCCCGUAAUGAAGUUAAUGGAUAAUGAAAAGGGUUCUCAUUUAUAUCAGUUGUGUCCAUCGGCAAAUUAUUAUUCAUGUAAAUCAAUGGCCAUUGGUUCACGUUCACAGUCAGCGAGAACGUAUUUGGAAAAGAAUUUAGAUAAAUUUGUCGAUUCAAAUCAAGAUGAAUUAAUUAAACAUUGUAUGCGUGCACUGAGAGAUACAUUACCAAAUGAAGUUGAGCUUACUGUUAAAAAUUGUGCUGUCGCUGUCGUUGGAAAAGAUUGUCCAUUUGAACUUUUGAAAGAUGAUCGCGUUGGAACAUAUUUAACAUCAAUCGAAGGAGAUGAACGUGCUCCACAAGUCGGUCAAGAUGAUACAUUGCCAAGUUAUGACGAGGAUUUGCCGCCUCCACCAGCACCGUCCGGUGAUCCGAGAACGAUUGUGGCCACAGAACAAAUGGAUACCUGA